Messenger RNA from Mya arenaria, 11173 nucleotides. RefSeq names its product nuclear factor 1 A-type-like. The transcript is spliced from 16 exons. Gene Ontology annotation, molecular function: RNA polymerase II cis-regulatory region sequence-specific DNA binding; DNA-binding transcription factor activity, RNA polymerase II-specific. Gene Ontology annotation, cellular component: nucleus. The record is from RefSeq and is a predicted model, not a curated record. Lineage: Eukaryota; Metazoa; Mollusca; Bivalvia; Myida; Myidae. The coding region runs from base 605 to 3055 and encodes 816 amino acids. Gene Ontology annotation, biological process: regulation of transcription by RNA polymerase II.
AAAUGGUCGUCUGCCUCUGGAUGUUUCUUUUGUAAUGAAUAGAAGUCGGCUCGUGAUAGGGCCUUGUGUGCCUCGCUGGGGCUGUUUCAUCAAAUAGGAUGUUCGCAUUCGUUUCAACAAUGACGAGAUUAUGAGAGAUGAUCUAAGUAAAACAAGGCUGGACCGAUCGCUGGCUUAAGAAAAGAUCAACAUUGGGGAAAGUUUCUGAACAAUGAAAAUCACAGUGAGACGUCUUGAAGAAAUUCUCUUGAUAUUGUGAUAACUUUAUUGCUGUAUUAUUUUGGAGUUAUGAGCCCACAAGACGCACUUAUGCUCGAUUUAUGACGCGAUUUAUUAAUUUCUACAGAUUUUAAUUUACCGAGAAAAUCAAGAUAUAAUAUUUUUUAUUGAGAUUCUACUUGUACUGAAUAUGCAGAUGUGAAUGAUUAUCUCUCGUUUCUAAAAUUAAUACAGACAUUUAUUUUGAAUACUUAGCAGAGUUUAACAGUUGUUGAUCGAAACUUAUAAAAAGAAAAAUAAUUAUGUUUUUCUAUGAUUAGAAGAAACCUUUGAAAAUAAUUUAUUUCGAUAAAAAUAAGAAGAGUGUUAUAGUUCUGUGGAUAUAAUGAUGUGUUUACGCGACCAGCAAACCGGCUUCCUUCGGCCGCCGGACAGAUGUCACCCCUACGAAUGUUUUCCGCCGACGUUUGCCGGACCCCGUCCCCCGCCCGGUGAUUGGUUCCCCCCGUACGAAGGUUACCCGCCGGAUGAAUUUCAUCCAUUUAUUGAGGCCCUGCUGCCGCAUGUGAAAGCGUUCUCAUACACGUGGUUCAACCUGCAGGCGGCCAAGCGGAAACACUUCAAGAAACAUGAGAAACGCAUGUCAAUGGAGGAGGAGAGAAGGGUCAAGGAGGAAUUACAAAAUGAGAAACCAGAAAUAAAACAAAAAUGGGCCUCAAGAUUGUUAGCGAAGCUUCGGAAGGACAUCACACAAGAAUGCCGAGAGGAUUUUGUUUUAAGUAUAUCGGGAAAAAGACCGCCGUUAUGUGUGCUAAGUAACCCCGACCAGAAGGGGAAAAUGCGGCGAAUCGACUGUUUAAGACAGGCUGACAAAGUUUGGAGACUGGAUUUAGUUAUGGUGAUAUUAUUUAAAGCAAUUCCUCUAGAAAGUACGGACGGUGAGAGACUAGAAAAGUCUCCAGACUGUAUACACCCAAACUUGUGCGUGAACCCACACCAUAUAUCGGUCUCCGUUCGAGAACUGGAUCUCUAUCUUGCCAACUUUAUACACAGUUAUGUACCGGACGUUCGAGACCCUCGAGCAGACUACCAGGAGAUCCCCAUGAACCACCACGAUCCGGACAUGAAAGUUCCGGGCAACAUUCAUUCGGGCGUAUCGGGCAAUGACAGUAUUAUGGCUACAGGGGUUUUCAGUGCGCGAGAAUUAAUGCGGGUCACGAGACACUCAUUUGAGACCGAGCACGAGGAAGUGGACCUCGCAACGAGUCCCGGCGCUUCCAUAAUGAUGCCUCCGAAUGGGACCCACCCGAUGUUACCUCCCCCAAAGAUCGACAGCCCAAGCUACUAUAACUACAGUCCCCACCCUCAGGACCCCUCCCAACACAUGGCCGCCAUGGCAUCACACCACGGCAUGCCCAAUGGCCAGUCACAGGUCAGCCCCUCAGGAAAUCCCCACAAGCGUCUUAAGCGGUCAACGAUGAGUUCGAUCUCGUCUGCAGACGAUGAUCAGGAGAGUGUCGGGGACGAUACGGAGCAGAUGUCGAGCUACUAUAAGGCAUCAGGGGGCAUGGGGGUCCCUACCUCCUGGCAGCAGGACCCACAGAUGGACCCUGGUGUCGUCCAAUCCCCGGGUGGGGUUCACUCACCCAGUGUAUUGCAUACCCUGAAAUCAAAGCCCACUGAGCAUACAGGGGGUUUCGCGAUCGUGACCCAUCGCCCCGAGCAUGUAUCCACGCCCCCUCGCCCGCUCAACAACCAUGUAGGGGGCGCCCUUGACCCCAGUGGACAGUCAAGGCAUGACCAUGCUACUCCGCCACAUCAUAUCAGUAACUCAGACAUCACCGAAAGUGAGGAUGAGAUCGAAUCUCCUGGACGGUCUCGUGAGCGCACCAUCGUCAUCGGAAAGCAUAGUUUUCGACCCCUCCUUGCAAACCUUGUUGGGAUGCAGCCGAUGGCGUUGAGCGCAGGUCAUGCUGGUCACAUGAAGUAUCCGGGGGAUGGGGCGGGAGGCCAUGGGGGGCACAACAGCGAUACUUUCCAGGACUUUGUGUCCCUUGUCUGUCAGGAGGCGAACAACCCCCAACAACAAGGCCAGUCGACACCACCAUCACCCCCAGGGAAGAGCCCCACAAAAAUGCCACACUACUACACCCCGGGGAUGUUACCACCUCCCCCACCCCCUAACCUUGCCCGACCCGUCGCCAUACUGCGAACUUCAGACGGAACUGUCAUAUCAACCAACUCAACGUCUGUUGCAAGUUCAUCCAUAAGCAGUAGUGGUGGUCAGGCUGUAAGCAACUCUCCGGGAACACCACCGGCUAAUCGGUCGAUUAUGUCUAGUCCAUUCUCCGUGCUGAAUCGACCCGAGCACGGCUUUGCACACAUACAUCCGCAGGGGCACCAGCUGUUCUCCUAUCCAAACAUCAGCCCUGUUAAUGCGUUCAGCGGCGUUAUCAGCCCGACGACCCUGAGCCUUAUAUCGUCGCCUGUCGCAACACCGCGCACCACGCCACGUUCCACACCAAUACCACGAUGGACGACGCCGUUCGGGAUUCCGAUUGACGAUAACAUGGACUAUAACAGCAUGAUAGCUACGAUGAUGCAUGUUAAUCCAGAUGAGGCUCUUAUGAAUGAAGACCGUAUAUUCCCAGUAAUCCACAACUCUGACGGGAAUGGUAUAGAUCAUUCCGGCUCAGGAAGCGCGGGUAACGGGGGAGGGGCGUCUGGGUCCCAGCCUGGUCCUACCCAUGGGCCCACCAAUCAUCAGGGACCGCCCACACCGGGCCCGCCCACUCCUAGUAAACAGCCAACAACAGCCCAGCAUCAGACCACCUGACAAUCACUCUAGACCUCUAACCAAUGGGAAUAGAGGGGGGCGGAGUUACAGACAGAUUGGAGAGAAUUAUUAUGCAAAUGUUAAAAACUUGUUGUAGAGGCCUUAUGAAAUAAGGUUUUUCUUCAUUUUUUUCUUACAUUUUUGAAAACAUAGACUGUUGUGAAAUUAUGUGUAGAGAUUUUAAUAUUGGUUUUAUUUGCAAAAUUCUGAUUAAUGAAGAAGAGGAUCUUAAUUUUUAAUUUAAUAUUAUUUUUUUUGUGUUAUUUUAGGAAAUAACGGACAAGAGAUGAUUUUUACAAUGUAGUUGAAAAGCAAUUUUGUAAAAAUUCUAGUGUAAAUUUGGUUCGUUAUUCGAGGAAUGAGAUUGCACAAGAGUGCUUGAGUCUGUGAUAGAAUUAUUCAUUUGUUGUUACUUUUCGUUUGUGAAUUUAAUGGUCAGUUCAUUAUGUUUCUGUUAAUAUUACUUUUUAUUUAUUUUUUAGCAAAAAUGUUAGCGAGAAAAUCAUUCAAUGCAGAAAGGAAUGCAUAACUGUUUGUUCUUAUUUUCUUAGCAAUAAUUUUACCAUGUGGUUACAUGAACUAAUAUAUCUGCUAUGGAGUACUGCAGCUAAUUGUGUAAAACCCAAUGAAAUCAUUUUGAUGAGCAAAUAGCCAAAAGAUAACCACUGAACAGGAUAUGAGUUAUUAUUCAAUAAAUAUUGACCAUUCAAUACAUUUUGGAUAACUUUGCCUUAAUCAAAAACAUAACCAGUUUUGUAUCACAUAGGUGAACAAAUGCAGAUCAACUCAAAUAUUAUAUAACCAUUCUUCCAUUUAAAAACAACAACAACAAUACACCAAUAUUGAUCGUUAUAAAUUUCAUGAACUUCACUGCUGGGCAACAAAAUAUACGAUAUCAAAUAAAAUUCAGUUCUAUGUUGCUAAACCACUUUCAAAAAAGCUAAAUCUUGAACCAACGCAAACUAACAAUUUGUAUAUUUUGUUGCCUAGCAACAGUUUUUAAUCGCAAUCAUACAUGUUGUUUAAGGACCUACCUCAUACGUUUUGCUUUAAUGAGUUGCCUUGGAAACCACAGGUUAUCAUAUUACAAAAGAAUAAAAUGUGUCUGAGAGUUAGUUUUCCUGGUAAUUCAUUUUUCAUGACAAAAUUUCACCUAGAUUUUGAACAUAGCAACAUCAUCAUUAAUAGUUAUUUUUCAUAAAUGAAUCCAUUUCCAAGUUAAAAAAAUAAACCUAAGGUUGCAAUUGAAUAGUGCAAAUAUGGUUUUCUAUUCUUUAAAGUGACAUGCUCACAGUUUUGUGUUAACAACAUUUUUUUUAAAUCUUUAGAAUGGAAUUGUUUUACUGACGUUUAUGAACAAACACCAAACAACACUUGGCAGAUACUCGAAAUUCUUUUAAUCUAACCCUAAAGUACUUCCAUUUUCAAUAGCGUUACUAACACACUUUGGCAGUAUACAGCAUAUUCUGUCCCAUUUUUAUGGUAAAUUUGUAACAAAAGAAAUCACAUUUGAACUUCUGAUCAUGUUUUUUAAUUGUAAAAAACAUAUUGUUAACAUUUCAAAGGAGAUUUCAUGUUUCAAUGGCUGACUGUUAAAAACAUUUUGUUAACAUUUUACAUGAGAUUUUAUGUUUCGAUGGCUGACCCAAAAAAUAUGAACAAUUCUGUUUAAAUUAAACAGUGCAGAAUUACCCUUUGUUUUACUGGAUGUUAAAUUCAAUACAAACACAGUGAAGAACACUUUGAUAUAUUAUUUCCUAUGUUGUGUAUUUUAUGUAUUUAUUACUAGAGAGGCUUGCGAAACGCUACUUGUACAUGUAUGUUUGACCUAUUUAUUCUGUUCUGCUUCAUCCAGAUACAGUCAAACCUCAUUGGCUUGAACGGCCAGGGACUGGCAAAAAACAUCACGAAAUUCGAGCCAAGCAGAUGCUUACCUUCAGUAGAAAGAAAUCGGCCCUUAAUAUCCAGUUCGAGCCAACAAAGAAAUCGAACCAAGGGGUUCGACUGUACGCACACAAUAUACAAGUUUAAAGAGUCCGGCUGAUAUCGAGGGCACAUGUAAAAUGUGUGACGUAUAUCACAUGUUUGAGCAAGCUCGUGCAAAGCAAGUUUUCACGUUUCAUAUUGACGUAGAUACAAUAGUAAUGAAAUGAAUAUGAAUCACAAGGAAAGCAUUUUUUGUAAGUGUCAGUGCGCCUUCACGAGCGAACAGUGAUUUGCAAACAAGUUUAAAGUCAAUGUGCAACUUCUACAUCCACAGGUUCUGAUGAGUGUCGAGUAUGCGUACAAAUACAAUUAGUGUUUCAUAACCUCUCUAUUAGCGUAACCAACAUGUUUAUGUGAUGUUAUAUUCUCCAUUGGUGCCAAAAAUAACUCAUUGCUUUAAUACCAUCAUGGUCCUUAUCAAAUAUUUGUUGUUUUUCUUGCAUUUGUCAUAUUUUUCUUUUCUUUUUUGUUUGAAAUCUUUUAUAUUUCCUCUCUUUUUGUUAAUGCACUCAAUAUUGUUUAUUAGUGCAUCGCUGAUGAAGAUUUUUGUUACCAAUCUGUUUUGAAGGUUUUUAAGUUGCAUAUCAUGAAAUGAAUUGUGUGUUUAGAAAGGAAUCUUUAGAAGGCUAGUCUAUGAAACGUCUAAUCCCUGUUGAACAGGGGUUUAGGAACCUGAAAUUAGUGCUACUUUUUCUGGUGUAAUGUGACAUAACAAUAAGUCGUCGUCGUCGGCAGCUUUGGUAGGUUUGUCAACACUGCAUUCGUACAACUUUAUGGAGUACGGGCGAUAUCUGACAUUGCAGGGCAUCGGCAUAUUUCAAACGGACAAUUUAAAACUUAGUUAUUUUGUAUUAAAUGAGAUCAUCAAUUGUGAAACUGAACAUGAAAUAUGUAGGUACGGAAAACUAUUAUAGAAAUUUGAAAUAGAUGUUAUGAUCCUGAUGAUUUUGUGAUGAAAAUGCAAUCCUAGCUGUUAAUGUUAUGGUUAAUAUGCCAAAUGUAACGCCUUGUUUAUAAAAGUAAUGCAGUUAGUACUCAUCAUUUAAAGGGACUAGACACCAGAUGGUUCCAAAAUCGGCAAAUACAGUAUUUGCACAAAACAUGCCUAGAAUUAUUAAUAUGAGUUAAAAUAAGGCCGAUAAUACAUCAUUCUACAUGGUUAAAGGAAUAUUUUGUCACUGUCUCAGCUGAGUUUACCUGUUUAAAAAUAGCGCAUAAUGGUUUCCUAGUUUUAUAGUGUGUAUAUUUAGCACGUGAAAGUCACAUGAUUAUUACAGAUACAUAUACCAACGCUAUUUUUAAAUUAACCGGAAUUUACCUAGUAAAUUUUGAAAUGUAAAAUACUCAAAAACAGCGAAAGAUACAUGUGUCUCAAGCGAUGUGAUUCAUCAGAAAGAAAGAUUCAAUGGGUUGUACACAAAGAUAUCAAUUUUAUGUGAGUUUUUGACAAUUUUCUUCUUUUCUUGCAAUUGUAUCAUCUGGUGUCUAGUCCCUUUAAAUAAAAAAACUUGAAAAACUUGACAGUGAAGUGAGCUAUUCUAAUUCUUGGGGUUAAUUCUAGAACAUACUAAGCAAAAUUAGAGUAUAGAACGUUUUAGAAUGUUCUGGCGUUAACCCACAUGGACGUUGAUAGUUUGGAUAAUUCAUGAUAUAACAUUAUUAUGUGUAAUCAGAAAUGAUUUCUGGACUUUCACAAUAAGAAAUGAAUUCUGGACUAUGUAUUUUUAUUGUUAAUCUUUGAUAACUAAACUAUGAGAUCUUAUUUAUUGUUUCGCUGUAAAUAGCCUUUUAAUGUAUAUGUGUAAAUAAUGUAUAUAUAUAUGGUUUUAUAUACAUAGGACUUAAUUUAUUAAUUUAUAUCUUUGUAAUUGAUGUGUUGUAUAUUCUCAUUGGAAUGUUGCCAUAACAACCAAAUAUUUUGGUUGUCUUUGGUUGUUUGAUAAAAAAUUUGAGUUGCAAAAUAUAUCUGUGAUUACCUGUAUUAUAGGAAACAUACUAUGUUCCGGCUUGCCUUGAAAAGUUAUUAUCACUCUCAAUAUGAAACAAACAUUGUCUUAAUGAAUUCCUAAUUAGUUAAGAUUUUUCUUAAAUAUUUAAAAAGAUAACAUAUUUUAAUUGCAGUCAUUGAAAAGGUUUCCAUGACAACUUUUAAGAAUAACCUUCAUUAUGUUCAGUAAAUAAUGCAACAUAUUUUCAUCUUGUAUACUUUUUCGCCCGUCAUUUUUAUAGCUGUGUACUUUCUUGUCUAAAUGAUUGAUAUCUCUUUUCUUAAUUAUUGAAAUCUCUUGUCUUAACUAUUGAUAUCUCUCAUCUUAUUAUUGAUAUCUUUUGUCUUAACUAUUGAUAUCUCUCAUCUUAAUUAUUGAUAUCUCUUGUCUUAAUUUUUGAUAUCUCUCAUUUCAAUUAUUGCUUUCUCUCAUAUCGUAACUAUUGAUAAUUCUUUUGUCUAAAUUAUUGAUAUCACUCUCCUCUUAAUUACUGAUAUCACUCUCGUCUUAAAUACUGAUAUCACCUUCGUCUUAAUUAUUGAUAUCUUUCUCAUCAUUAUAAUUGAUAUCUCUCUUGUCUUCAUGAUCAAUAUCUAUUAAAGCCAACGAUCAUGAAAUACAAUGAGCUGUGAAAACCUGCUUUUUUAUUUAAUUCUUCUCACCCCUUUGUAAAAAAAGAGUCAAGGUGUUGUCAUAGUCUUUAUGUAAGUUUUUGUGCCUUACGGCUUUAACAAUGUGGACUGGAUAGUUUCAGCUAUGACAUGAUAAAACAUUAUCUAUUUUACAACAGUUGUAAAGAAAUAUAUAUCGACUCGUGCCAAGUCACUCUCGUCGGCACAAUUGUUGCGCGACAGUGUGGAAUUGUGUUGAUGUAAUCCUUGUAAGCUCUGUAUUCAUGCAUUAAAUUUAACCUUGGCCAUUUCUUAAAAACAGUUUAAAUAUUCCAAGAAAACUUGGUACACAUCAUACCAGGGACAUUUAUACCAAGUCUAAUAACACUAAUUUAAAUAAUUGAGUUAUCCCCCUUGUUUGGAUGAAAUAAAGUCAGCAGACGCGCGUUGGCAUUGGCGUUCACUUUGCAGUGUUUUUGUCUACAAUAAGGUGUGAAAGCUAGAAACUUCUAAGUUCUUCAUUUUAAGUGUCACUUAGAACACUCUGAAGGAUGCUUUUUUAUAGACAUCAUUCUGUUUGAAUGUUUUACGUCAUUUUUCGAGUUGUUGCCUUAUUAUUGUUGUUAGUCUUUCAGUAUUAUACGAAAACAUUGUGUACCGUAAUCAUGAGAAAGUCCUGUGUAACUUCCGAAACAUGCUUGUUACUCACAGUUAUAAAUACUACACCGUAAAUGCUAACAUGUGUAUUAGGCCUAGUUAUAAAGCUUUUCAAUACAUAAGAACUAAUAGUGUUGCAUUGAAUUAAUACCAUCUGUAAGUAGCUUGAAAUUAGAGAUGUUACACAUAACAGGGGCCACCUUUUGAAUAAGCGUACGAUAAGAUAAAGUUUUCGAAACUUCAUUUUUGGUUGUAAGGAGAUUUGAAUAUAAGUAUCUAGUUUGGUUUACAAUAGCGGCUAAGUUUGUUAAAAAAUUUAAUUCAAUAAAAAACGCAUGCAUCACAUUGAAUUGAAUUUCUUGAUUUUACGAUAUUUCGUUGUACACUUAAUGAUAUGAAGGUCCCAGUGUGUAGUCUUUGAAAAUAUGUUUGCUGAGUAAACAGUCUUGUUGUAACAUCAUUAUCACAUAUAUGUGUGUAUGAGAUAUUAGAGAUUGUGAACACUACUUGUAUGUGUAUGUCUGGACUACUUUUUGUGCACUACCUCAUCCAGGUAUGUGUACCAGGUACUUAAGGACAACUUUUUGUGCACUAUGUCAUCUGGUGUGUGUACUUGUGGACUACUUUUUGUGCCCUACAUCAUCCAAGUAUGUGUAUUUGUGCACUACUUUUUGUGCAAUACAUCAACCAAGUAUGCAUACAUUGAACAAGUUUCUUAUCACAUGUACUAUAGCAUGAGGAAGGUAAAUUAUUCUAGUAUCAGCAAGCCUAAAAGAAAGUACAAGUUUAAAGUGAUAUUGGGCAGACGUCUUUUCAACUUGACUGCAAUUUUUACACAUACGAUGCGUAGCUACGCGUACAAGUUAGCGUACAUGUAGUGUUUCACAACCUCUAUUGUUUCAAAGACAAAUAAUAUUACAUUAGCUGAUUAAAAUUACAUACCCAGUAAGACUCCGCUGUGUCAGUGUUAAAUGUAUUAUUAACGUAAAUGGUGUGUAAUUGUUCAUUUCCAUGCUAUUGUAACAUGCAGAAAAUACUGUCAGUGCAUUAGGGACAAAAAAGAUGAAAAGUGUUUAAUUUUUUGUAGAGAAUUAGAGAUUAUAAACUUAAUGAAACCAACAUGCACAUUGUUAAAAGUUACUGGACUUUUCUUAAAAAUUUCAGGGGAUUACAAAACAGCUAAAUGUAUGCAAUUUUUAUGUUUUUUAUUUUAUUUCCAAACAACUAGCUAUGCAAUAACUGUGAAUCAUUCAGACAUUUUGUACAUAAAGCGUUUGCUUUUUAAUUUUUGAAAACCUGAUAAUUUCUGGAUGAAAAAACUUGUGCCAAAUUGUGAUUUUAAGUUGACCUAUUUGAAUAGGGCCAUUUUUUUUUCUGAGAAUGUUUGUUUGUAAAAUGUGUUUGAUUUAAAUGGUGUUUUAUAACAGGAUUUUUUAUAAGUUAAAAUAAAAAGAAACAAGGUGUAUUCACAUUAACAAGAGCACCACCAGCAGAUGUUAUGCUCAUCCGUUUUCCACCCUUUUUUUACUGUUUUUUUAGCUUGUCUGUUUUAAAGCUUAUAUGUUAUCCAAAGAAAACAAGUCAAGGUAAUGUUAUAGCUGUAGUGUUUUUGUUCAUUCUUGGCCAUAACUCGGAAACCAUAGCAAUGGGACUUCAGUUAUUGUUGUAUCAGUAAACACCAAUGCUAGAACAAUACCUUUUAAUAUAUAACCUUUUCCGUACUGUUUUCAACUUAUUUUAUAGGGGCAACACGAUUUACUUCAAACACAUGGCUUUGUUGAUGUUCUGAAUCUCAGAAAUCCAGAUUUGAACCAAAGAGAUGUAUUCGACUCGAACACAAAAUAUGUUGAAGGCUUAUCAGACAGUUGUCAGGCAGUUUCAUUUCAUCUUGGUCAGGGGCAAAGCUAGCGAUCAGAGCAUAUAUGCACAUAGGUUAAAACCCUCUUCAAAAGUGAAAGAUCUUUUUUGUCAAAAGUGGGUGAAAAAAAUGAGUGUAAGGGGAGUGAACCCCUGGGGCCAUGAUUACAAACAGUCUCAAGUUUUGAUUUCAGUCUCGAGACUCCAAAAUGGAGAUCUUUAUUGCAUUGUAAUUUUUUUUCAAGUAGAGCAAUCACCGUGAAUUUGCUGAAUUCUAUUUUUAUUUGAAAGGUAACUAUUAUUUACAUAUAUUUUUUAAAUAAGGAAUGGAAAAAAAUAUUGAUUUUUUUUUGUAAUUAAUUAAUGCUUUUUUGAGUCGAGAGCUGAAACAGGUGCAGCUAUGCCCCUGACUGUACAUUAUGUUAUUGACUUAUUCCUAAAUUUUUUGUCAUUAUUAUUUUUUUUUAAAUUCUGUCAUUUGUUUUGGCAAGCUAACUGCUAAUCUCUAAUGUAUUAUGAAUAAACGGUAAACUCUGGUUUGUCAACAAAACAAGAACUUCAUGAGCUGAAUAAAAAUUCAUAAAAAUUAGAAUUAGCAGGUAACUGUAUUGUGUUUGCAAAUUGCAGUAAUAUUCAAACGUAUAAUCUUUGUGUGCUAUUGCUUAAGCUAAACAAAUUAUCUUGAUAAAAAAGUGAAGAUACCGUAAAGUUAUGAAAAAGAUACCGUAAAGAUACAUUUACACUAUAUUCUUGCUGUUCUGUUUUCUGAAAUUAAUUUCCCCUGCCAUGGAUAUGUACCCAUAUAUUCUUGGAUUUGGAUGGUAAUGUAUUUAGCUAAUUGAACUUAAUUGAGAAUGUAGUUUGUUAUUAUUCUGUCAAGAGUUUUAAUGAGGCAGUCUUAUAUAUUGUAUGACAUGUGUUUUUUUGGUUUUAAGCACUGGUUAUUUAUUUUCUAGCCAUUUGUAUUUAACUGAAUAUUUUGAUUGAAUAAAGUUAUGCAGUAAAUGCAUUGUUUCAAA